Molecule: messenger RNA, 4129 nt
Organism: Exaiptasia diaphana
Lineage: Eukaryota; Metazoa; Cnidaria; Anthozoa; Actiniaria; Aiptasiidae
Product: ankyrin and armadillo repeat-containing protein
Exons: 2
Coding region: 407-2833 (808 amino acids)
Molecular function (GO): protein binding
Source: RefSeq, a predicted model, not a curated record
AUCGAAGAUUACCAAACCGAGGAAGAUUAGAUCAAAGUAAACUUUACAAAGGAAAUUUCGCUUACAAAAUCUACAUUGGUACCUUGAGUUCUUGUUCGACAGGGRAGAACCACUCUUUUUCUAAUACAUCUGGUGGAAAAGAGAACAUUAGUUUGAACAAUUCAUUGAAUUUUUCUCGAAGAUUGAUGCUUCCGAACUUGGCUAGUGGCUCCUAGCAACGAGUUACCGAGGAAAACAUAAAACAAAAAAAUGGUCGUAAGCUUAUUUCUUAAAGGACAUCGAUGUAAUAUUGGAUUUUCAACAAGUUGGUCAUAAUGUAGUACAACAAGUCGUAUCGGGUAUUUGAAUUCCCGAUGUAAAUGAAACUAUCAAAGAAAAGAACAAUUAGCUUCACCUCUACUCCAUUAUGGACGAAUUUGACGAAAAUGGCUGGGCACAUAUUCACCAUGCAGCUUUUAAUGGCUACUAUAAAAGUGUUUCGCGUUUUGUAAAGAGCAAAGAAGACCAGCUGGAUUUAGAGACCAAAGAUGGACAGCAAAGUACGCCAUUUCUAUUGUCAUGUACAAGCGGUGCUCUCGAAACUGUACAACUUUUGGUCGACCUUGGAGCGAAUCUAAGCGCCUCCAAUMGAUCCUCUCAAGGCCCUGUGCUUCUGGCGGCAUUAAAUGGCCACGUUCAUAUUUUAGAGUACUUUUUAGAAUUGAACAGCGAGAAAAUUUUGGUAUGGAAGGACCUAAUCAAAGGCCUUUCAACUCAGAAUGUUGACAGUGCUUCGGCGAAGGCAUUAGUCGAGUUGACCCUCGAAGAACGUUCUUCAAAUCACGAACCAUUUGUACAGGGUGGCGGAGUAAAAGCUGUCGUUGCCUUACUUAAAGGUUCUAGUGCCAGUGAGGACGCCAAAACAUAUGCUUUGUCAAUUCUUUUGAAUAUUGUUAGUCACCAAGCAGCCAAAGAGAAAAUAGCUGAGGAGGGAGUCCCUGCCAUUAUCAGUCAACUAAAGGAACCCAAAAGAACGCUGUAUCUAACUGCUUCCAUGCUCCUUGGUGAGCUUGCUGAUACACUAAAAAGCAAAGAAAUAAUAGCAAGCAACAAUGGUGUUGAUGCGCUGAUCUACUUGUUGCAAAAUGUUGACGAUGAAGAGGUAGUUGGUUGUGUCUUGGGCACAUUGAAGAACCUUGCAGACUCAAAUUCUGACAUUCAAACCAUGAUCGGUAAUAACAAGACCACAAUGAAGUCAUUUGUAGAUUUGUUGUCCACCUUAAAGAACAAGCAUGUCCUAGCAACAGUUGCUAAGACAAUACGCAUGCUUGUCCAAUCACACCGCGCCAAUCAAGAUGGGUUUGUGAACGAGGGUGGCAUUCCUCCAAUGAUGGACCUGAUGAAAGUCAAGAGCCGAGAGUGCCAGUUUGCUGCCAUUGAGGCAAUCCAAGCAUUAUGUGAGAACAAUGAGACCAAUCAAACACUUGUCACAGACAUUGGCUGCGUGAUGGCAUUGAUGAGACAGCUGAAACGGUCACGGCAGGCAGAUAUGCGAAGACUCACUGCAAAUGCAUUAUGGGCCAUUGCAGGUAACAAAAACAACCAAAGACGAUCUAUAGCCAAUGAAAUUGGUGUCAUGUUGUUAUUAGAGUUUCUGUCUGAGAACCUGCCCCAAAGUCUUCACUUUAUUGGGUCUGAGGCUCUGGGUGUCCUUGCCAAUGGAGUCCAUAACAAAAGAAAUGAGAUAUCAGAGGCUCAUGGUGUCAUGCCGUUAGUUCGACAGAUGAGYCGGGUUUCUACACCGGGUUUUAUCAUUCUGAGUGUUCUUCGAACUCUUAGAUCCUUGUGUUUGUGUGUAGGAUUUCGACCACACACUGAAAACCAGAAAGCUGUAUUCCAUGAAGGUGGAAUCAAGUACCUAAUGAGGUUCAUGAUACAUGCUCGCCCAGAAAUCAUCAAAGUAGAGGCUGCUUAUACUCUCGGAAGUGUUGCCCUAGGAAACAAUGACAACAUGAAAGAAGUCACAGAACACAGAGACUUUAAAUUCCUCCAUAUCUUGCAUCUUCUCUAUGAUGAAGACGAGGAGGUGGCCUUAUUGGCGGGUGCUGCAUUAUCAUUGUUUGCAUAUAACAACGUAGCCAAUCAGAAAGCCAUUGCCGUGGCUGGUGGUGUUCGAUAUCACUCAUUUAUACCAUUCUUGGAGUCCAAAGACCCCCGGCAGGUUGCCCACGCUGCUUUCCAAAUAAUCAUUUUAUCAAGGAUCAUACCUGAUGAAGAUCAGUCCAUGACAUGUGCAAAAGGUAUCAAGCUCCUUGUCUCUCUGUUAGAAGAAUCGCAAUCAGAAGAUAUCUUGUCAUUGACUGCAAACUUUCUUGGUGGACUUGCACACUCAAGAGCUGGUAUCCCAAGUGCCAUGAUUUCUAUUGGUACCGUCAGUCUCCUUGCAAACUUGUUAAUGUCUCAAUAUGAGACUGUGCAGUCGUCUGCAGCAGURGCCCUUGGGUUUCUCAGUUAUGACAAAGUUGGUGAACGGCAGCUGCUUAAUGUUUGUCGUCAUGAUCCAUUUUUGUAUAAAGUUUUGCAGUUUCAUGCCGGUAAGGUGAAGCUGUCGUCYGAUUUUGUGGAGAGAUGGCAGCACUACAAAAAGAUUGGUCUUCCUCCAAUAAUUAACAAACCUGGAAACAUCACUCAAGGCGUUAACAAGCUGCUCUCAACACAAUUUGCUCUGGAAGGCGAGCAAACUUUUACRAUGAUGAGUACAAACACUACGUCUCCUGGUGGAGUUGGCUCUGAGGACCGCAAAGUGUCAGCGUCAACAAGAACUGGUACCAUUAUGAAACUUCCCAUAGCCUGAUACAUCAUAUAGAUGAUAUUGCAUGAGGCAUGGAGAUACAAAGAAUAUUGCAUGGUGUAGAGGGAUUAUAUUUUAUUGUGUGUCAUGGUGUCUUAAGAUCAGUGUGUAUAUUGUAUUAUAAAAUAACUUAUAUAAUUUCAUACACAAAAUGGUGGGAACUAGCGGCAAACUAGUGUAGACUGCGUUGGUGUUUCUAAAGAAACAUUUGUGUAAAAAGAAAAUUUUAAUACCAUAAAAAAAGGAAGUGAAACAACAAAACAACCUACUGACGUUUUGGAUGUUAAAAGUUCCUCAGAGUAAAGUUAAUCCUUUGUUGGAGUAAAGUGCAAAUGAACGCUUAACAUCCGAAACGUCAGUAAGUUAUUUCACCUACUUUUUAACKGUGUUAAAUUUAUCUUUUUACACAACUGUUAUAUUUUAUUUCAUAGAUCUUUCUGGAAUACAAAAUCAUGGUGCAUUGUGGUCUUCCUUCAGAGUACAAACAAUGCCAUCUUUGACAGCAUGAAAACAUGUUUGUACUGAAUCUAGACCACAAUGCAAUGCGAUAUCUAGAUAUAUCCCUGAAACUUCGAUAUAAAGCACUUGAAUACACAACGAGCUGGGGAAUAAGCGAGAUACAACACUAUGAAUAACAAAGAAAACUGAAUCAAGUAUGAAAUAAGAGUGGUUGCGCCACAUAAAAUUAUCAAAAAAUGAUUUGCUUGAUCUGUAUAUAGAUCAAUUCAAAAAUAAAUWACCACUGUUCUGAAUUAAAUCGAAAAACAUCCAGACUGUUAUAUUACAAUAAAAAAUAUAGAGUGUUUUAGCACUAAAAUGCACUUAAAUGUUUUAGGAAAGGCUUAAAUUUAUCCCUUUGUAAAACAUUUAGUACGUUUUUACAUAGUACUUUGAAUGCUUUUUUCUGAAGUUCCUAUUGAUAGAUUCACUGAAAAGCAAAUGAGUACUCCUGAUUUUUGCGCUUUAAGAUUAACUAAGGUAUUUCGUCUUUGUUAUAAGUAUGUAAAUAAUAAUAAGUAAUAAUAAUAAUAUUAAUAAGCAAAAAUAGUAGAGUACAAACACUAAAACUGUGCAACAUAAAUACCACUAAAUACGGCUAAAUAAUGCUUAUUCUAUUGUUUUCUAUUGUUUAAUUAACACUAUUUUGUAGUAAAUAGUGGAAAGUGUUGCACACAUUUAAUGUUUGUACUCUACAGGUGUUGGUAAGAAUUUGUGACUGUGUGAAUUUGUGUGAGUGUGUUGGUUAAUUGACAAAACCCCAAAACUUUUGUAUCCAAUAAAAUAUAAUUCAAAAGUGAA